CAGCCGACAGUAGCACUUUGUGACUGCGUGUGUGUCAUUGUCUUUGUGUGAGUGUGUGUGUGUGCGCGCGCGCGUGUGCGGAGGGUUCAGUACUGUAGGUGUGGCAGGCCGUGGAGUCGUUGGAUCUGGUGACUCAGUGCAGGUCAUCUGAGCAGAACUAAUGUAGCGUCCAUCAGGUGUCGCUGAGUAAUUCUGCCAGAUCACGUUUAAACGUUUCAUUGCGCGCUCAUAUUCACGUUAUAGGCCACGUGCACGCCCUUGGUUUUCAGUGGCGUGAAUGUCGUUUCUGCACUGUGGUCAAUAAUGUGAAUAUCCAGCUGUCAUGAGAGAGCAGUGGAGAAAGUUAUUAAUCCACUACUAUUGAAAUGUACGCUGUUUGUAAACUGUCACAACUUCCCAUAAACCUUGUUUUGUUCCACUAACAAAUCCAAAUAUAUUCAGUUUUAUGUUCAGAUUUUAUGUAUUUUAUUUCUAUUUCAAGCUACACAGAAUUCGGAGGGAAAUAUUGUACUUUUUACAGCCAGUAGUUACUUGUUACUAUUGGGGUAGGGAGGGUGCCCUGUGGUCCUGUUUUUAACAAAGGUUAGGCCCUCUGCAGUUUAUUCUUUUUUUUGACAAACCCUCCCCUUGACUUCAAAAUACUUCAUCUCCUCACAAUAACCAACAAUGUUUGUACAGUCCCUGAACAUGCGAGGCCUUGUUACAGAACGUAUCUCAAGCUGUUAAAAUAAGCUUCUACAGCAUUUAAGUAACACUUGCAUGUGAAUGCAUCAACCAAUAAUACUCCAUCACUGUCAGUGCGGCUGGGCUUUUAUCGUCUUUCAAUGGAACCAUAUGAUGAAAUUGUAAUACACAAUUACGUUGUCUAAUCAAUAAUAAAAAGCACGUACUAACUCAAAUUAACUUAGAUUUUGCCCAUUCUUUAGAACUUCAUAGAAGUACAUAACAAAAUAGCUCGAGUAGGAGUGACAUCAGUUUAAAUCAGUUUCUGUUUCAGACAAGAGGUUUAACUUGUCCACAAAUAAAGCAGAUGUGUAAACUGAGUGGAGGUGGGUUUCACUUCACUGCCCUGGAUGUGCUUAAAGACAAUGAUGCUGUGAUCUGUACACUAUGUUCUGCCCUCAUACCUAAACUACAUUUAUAUUCCUUGGUAUAUAUGUGUGCUAUCUUGUUACAAUUCAAAGCCAAAGUACUUUAAAUGUAACAUGGAACUGUGUUAAAGACUGUCCUAAUUAUAUACAGUAUAGUGGUCAAUUUUUGCCUAAGAUGUCCACCUCACCGCUGCUUCUCCCUGUGUUGGUUCAGCCUGAUGUUUUCCGAUACCCAAAAAGAUUUUGGUGUGUGUGGGAGUUUGUGGGGUGUGUCGGUCUCAGCCUGGGUGUCUGUGUGCCCUUUGCAGCAUCAUUUUCUCUUUUCCAUUACACCCAGAGUUUCUGCAAAAGGCUGCUGAAUGGUUUGUAUCUCUGACCUAUUUCAGUGGCAAAAGAAAUAAAGGUUGUUACGACUGACUCAUCAGAAACAACCCACUAAUUUUUCAAAGCAGUUUCAGAAUAAAGCAUUUUUUCUAACUAUUACCUUGAGAAUAGUGUCACAGAAGUUCAACCAGGCCAGUGAAGAUACAGCCUAGUGUUUAUGUUUGCCUGUGCUUUUGUAUGACUGUAUUCAUGGAAAUGUUCAUGGAAAUUCAUCCUGUAAAAGUAUUGGUGGAGGGCUCAGCCAUUCAGUCCUGAUCAUAUAUUUUACACGACUGUCACUUACUGUUUGUUCUUCAAAUCAGUCACAGAUGUGGCCGAGUUAGCCGUCAUAAUUACCUUUGUGGCCAUUUGGUCAUUUUCCUUUCAAUAAAUCCAAGUGUGGGGAAAAGUAAGACCGUAUGUGCAUAAAAUCUGCUUUGCAUCUUGUGAAUGACUGCACCUAACUGUGUAGAGUAUGUAGUGAGAUGGUCUGCAGAGAUGCAAAAGAGUGGAUGGACCGAAGGUUCAAGGAUGAGAUUAUAAGACGGAGCUCUCAUCACGCCAAAAGUCUUCUGGCAAGUCUCUCCAGAAGACAAAAUACAAACGUACUUUCAUGUACAGAUGUUUGCCAUGGAUAAAGUUCUCCUGGAAACCAGACAUUUUUGAAAUAUCAGCAUACCUGAGAGAGUGUCUGAGCUGAAUGAGUCUUUAUUUUGUUGAGAAAUCAGUCAGCAGCUCAGUGAUUCACAUGCAUGGCAUCAUCUUAAUGAGUACAUCUCACCAGACCUCUCUCCUCUUUUUCCCAUUCCUCCUUCCCUCCCUCCCUCCCUCCUCUCUCUCUUCCCUGGCCAGUGGAAAUGUGCGCGUGUGCAGUUCUUGAGUGCAGUCUGUAAUUUUUGGCUGUGGUGGAGGGCCUCAGCUCAGCCUCAGGCUUCGGGGUUUGCUGCUCAGCCUCAAUCACGUCACAUGAAAAACUGCUGAGUGCGAGCGUGUCUCUUUCUUCCUGUGUGUGUGUGUGUGUGUGUGUGUGUGUAUAUUUGAACAGUAUAUGAAAGUUGGGUUUAUGCCCCACAUCUGUUUGUCUUAUUUCUUUCUGACCUAUGCGUCCAUCUCCUUCUGUUGCUCCCUUUACAUGUUUGCCUCUCACUGUCCAUCUGACUCGAGUGUCUCUCCGUCUGUGUGUCCCAGUGACAUGUGAUAGCAGCAGCAUGCCGUACGUGGACCGGUUGAAACGUGUAUGCGGCUUCCUGGACCUCGAGGAGAAGGAGAACAGCUGCCGCUUCCAGAGGCGAUACUUCAUUCUGGACACGCAGGAAAAUGUUCUGCUGUGGUAUAUGGACAACCCUCAGAACUUGCCCAGUGGAACCAGUUUUGUUGGCAGCCUGAAACUAACCUACAUCUCCAAGGUGAAUGAAGCUACAGCGAAGCAAAAGCCAAAGACAGAGUUCUGCUUUGUCAUCAAUGCAGUUUCCCGGAGGUACUUCCUCCAAGCCAACGAUGUGACUGACAUGAGGGACUGGGUGGCUGCUCUCAAUAAGGCCAGCAAGAUCACUGUUCCUAAGUCUGGCCGUGCUCCUCCGAGGUCCGACGUGACCGCAGCAAUCGGCGACACCCAGCGAGGAAGGAGACAGCAUGAUUACAAGACUGAGAUCAUCGGUGGCGUGGUGGUGCACACUCCCAUCCAGAAUGAGAGCGAAGAGACAGAAGGGAGGGAGAGGAAGGGCAACAGACCAGGUGUGCUGAGGUGUGGUUACUGUGUCAAACAAGGAAAUGUGAGAAAGAGCUGGAAGAGGAGGUUUUUCCUCCUGGAUGACAAUGCAGUCAGUUACUACAAGUCUGAGAUGGAUAAGGAUCCUCUCCGAGCUGUCCCACUGAGGGACAUUCAGAAGGUCCAUGAAUGUCUCGUCAAGUCAGGGGAUCUCCUGCUGAGAGACAACCUGUUUGAGAUCAUCACCAGCUCCCGAACCUUCUACAUUCAGACAGACUCUCCAGAGGAGAUGCAUGGCUGGAUCAGGGACAUUGAGAUGAAGAUCCAGGACUUCAGAGGUCCCCCUAAGGGUUUUCCAUCUAAACGUGUUGCUUCUCUCUAUCGAAGUCAAAAUGCCUCCUCGGCGUCUCGAGGUCAACAGAGCGAUGAGCGCCGACCUGCACUGGUCAAGUCCUGCUCUGUGGCACCGGGCUGGCAGCCCUGGACGCCUGUCCCUCCGUGUGAGCCCUCCAUCCUGGAUGCAGAGGAUGAAGACAGUGCUUUCAGCUCUGCGCCCACCAUGCCUUCGCUCUCCUCCUCAUCCACCUCUUCCUCAACCUCCUCCUCCUCCAACUCCCUCUCCGCUGCAACCCCUUGCCCCUGCGCCAAUCCAGCAGCUUCAGCCAGCGGACUGGGGAUCCUCACAGUGUCUGGAGAUGUGGCCAGCGGGCGUCGGAGGCACCGCUCGCAGCCUCAGCCUUGCAGCUUCCCCUUCAGCCUGGACGAAGAUGGCAUCCGCACCACAGACGUCUAAGUUCAGUGAAGUCUGUCCAGACCCCUGUUUGGACUUGAGAGUUGGUACUUGCUUUAAAAUGAAUGUGACUGGUAAUAAUAGUGUUCCCUGCUAAUGAAGUGACACUGUGACCAUCCGCCUCAUCGCCAUGAUGUGAGAUGGGGGGGGCCUCCUGCUGGUCUUGCAGCUGCAUUGCAGACGAAGGACGCACCCAGCUGGAAGGGGACCAAGAGGCGCAGUGUUUGUCGUUCACAGGACCGUGAAGAAGUACGAUGGAGUGGUUUUAGUGCAACUUCCUCUGAAAACUUGAAUAAUCUUGUUGUUAAUUGUUCUUACAGACUAACAAAUUAUGGCACAUGCUUUCAGUCUGUUGCACUUGGCUCAGUUGUUGAUGUAACUCUGUCAUCAAGAACUUGUUUUCACCCCGGCUAGAAGUAUUUACCAAGAAGUGUUUAAGGCAUUUAAACACAUUAUUAUCUAUAUUUUUUUUUAUAUUCAAGCUCAUCUUCACAAAAGACUUUUGAAAAAUUGGGUCUUUUUGGUUUAUUUUAAAGCCAGCAGUAGUUAUUUUCUCUUUCUUCCUGAAACACAUGUUAUGUGACGUCAACUUUUCUUCAUUAAUAAUUAACAAGCAUUUGUUUACUCGCAUCUAAUCAGGUGUCUGGGGGGGAAAGUAUAAGUGUAGGUCUCAUAAAAAAGGUACAGCUGAAUGAGGGCUCUUUUGUUGUCAGCAGCAAUGUUUAUGUGUUCGCACUAUGUUUUAAACAGAAGCUUUUAAUACUUCAAAGAAGAUCAACUGUCAGUAAACUGUGACUCCUCUCUUAGCUUUUAACAGGGUACCGUAAUGAUACAGCAGUGUUUUAGAUGGUACUUGUCGUAGGAUGUACUGCCAACAUCGAAGUACAGUUGAUCAGCUGAUUGACAGCUUUGUAAAUGUGAUUUUCUUAUUCCAGCAUUAUGUGGGAAAAUGUGCCACUACUUCUGGUAAUUUAACUGUAAUUCUGCACUUUGCUUUUCUCAUUUUUGCUUGUGUUUUUUGUUUUGUUUAAAGCUUUUACAGCCGAUAUUACAGCUUCCUCUGAGUCGAUGCCUCAGAUACUUUGUGUUGCUACACCAGCCCUCCUCAGGUUCACCUCGAGACUUCAUUGAUGUGGUACCAUGUUCCCGACUGUUUCAGUUUUCUGAAGCUGUGUGCACUCGUCUGCCUGCAUAUAGAGUUAAUUUUCUUUCUUGUACAUUAAAUGAUGCUUUUUA
This is a messenger RNA of Anarrhichthys ocellatus (wolf-eel), 5188 nucleotides long. It is a transcript of the gene plekha2, whose product is annotated as pleckstrin homology domain containing A2. Bases 2555 to 3955 code for a protein of 466 amino acids. Lineage: Eukaryota; Metazoa; Chordata; Actinopteri; Perciformes; Anarhichadidae. The transcript has 11 exons. The record is from RefSeq and is a predicted model, not a curated record.